This is a messenger RNA of Sphaeramia orbicularis (orbiculate cardinalfish), 985 nucleotides long. Its product is annotated as alpha-aspartyl dipeptidase. The record is from RefSeq and is a predicted model, not a curated record. Gene Ontology annotation, molecular function: serine-type peptidase activity. Gene Ontology annotation, biological process: proteolysis. The transcript is spliced from 8 exons. NCBI's taxonomy places the organism in Eukaryota, Metazoa, Chordata, Actinopteri, Kurtiformes, Apogonidae. The coding region runs from base 158 to 877 and encodes 239 amino acids.
CCCUGGAUCUGCGGAAUCCCAGCUGAACUUUGACCCCUGGAUCUGCGGAAACCCAGCUGAACUUUGACCCCUGGACCUGUGGACUCAAACCUCCGCAGCUUUUCCUCCUGAGUCUGUGUCCGUGUCUGUGUCUUUGUGUCUGCUGGUGUUUGCAGACAUGAAGAGGAGGCUUCUGCUGGUGUCCAACUCCACCCUGCACGGCAGUGGGUACCUGGACCACUGUCAGCAGCAGAUCGCACAGUUCUUCGGAAAAGAUGUGAAGAGGGUGCUGUUCGUCCCUUAUGCUCUCCAUGACAGAGACGCCUACACCAAGACCGCCAGGAACAAGUUUAAAACUCUGGGUUAUGAGGUCGAUGGCAUCCAUGAAGCGGCCGACCCGGUUGAAGCCGUCCGGAAAGCUGAGGGAAUUUUUAUUGGUGGAGGUAACACCUUUCGGCUGCUGAAGAGUCUCUAUGACAACAAGGUGGUGUCAGAGAUCAGGAAGAGGGUUCUUGAGGAUGGUGUCCCCUACAUGGGCUCUAGUGCCGGCACUAACGUGGCCACCAUCAGCAUCAGCACCACCAACGACAUGCCCAUCGUCUACCCUCCCACCUUUGGUGCCAUUGGCCUCGUUCCCUUUAACAUCAACCCCCACUACCUGGACCCAGACCCCAACAGCCGCCACAUGGGGGAGACCAGAGAGCAGAGGAUCACCCAGUACCACGAAGAAACGGACACAAAUGUUCUGGGUCUGAGAGAAGGAUGCAUGCUGCUGGUGGAGGGAAACAAAGCCACAUUAUUGGGAAGCACCAAGGCCAGACUCUUCACCAGAGGAAAGACCUGUGUGGAGUACGACCCCGGCAGUGACCUCAGCUUCCUGCUGACAGACGCACACUGACCAGUCAGAGAGAAGAAAUAGACCACGGUCAUCGUCACAGAUAUCAGAGUCCGACCCUUUAUGGACACAACACUGUUCAGGAUGACAACAGAAUAAAUAUUUUUAAGA